Molecule: messenger RNA, 1863 nt
Organism: Drosophila takahashii
Lineage: Eukaryota; Metazoa; Arthropoda; Insecta; Diptera; Drosophilidae
Product: putative polypeptide N-acetylgalactosaminyltransferase 10
Biological process (GO): protein O-linked glycosylation
Cellular component (GO): Golgi apparatus
Molecular function (GO): polypeptide N-acetylgalactosaminyltransferase activity
Source: RefSeq, a predicted model, not a curated record
AUGAAUAUAGAUCUAAGAUUGCUGGUGCGCCUUCUGAUCGCCAUUCUAUUGGCUUCCUUGGUAUCCACCAUUAUAAUGGGCAGUCAGAUACACAAAAGAAUAGUGAAUUCCUUGGCAAAGAAAAUCAACCAAAGGGAUAUUCCUAUAACGGAAAUGCCAACCAGACAGCUCCCGAAAAGAGAGAUCCCUAGAAAAGUGGUAAUCCUAAGCCAAAAUGAAUUGGAUGUUUUGAAAAUCCAGCCCCACGGAAAGUUUCACCUGCCAAAUCAAGAAGCUAUGAAGGAUUGGCAAAGCUGUCCCAUUAAAGAGCAUCAAUGGGGAACGGGAUUGGGUGAACUGGGAAAAGCAGCUGAGUUACCGAGUGCUAAUGAAAAAGAAGCAGCAGAUAAGCUCUAUAAACUGCAUGGUUUUAAUGCAAAACUCUCCGAUUUCAUUGCCCUUAACAGAUCUUUGCCGGAUAUUCGACCUUUAAGUUGCUGGAAACGUGAAUAUCUAGAGGUGCUGCCAAAUGUUACUAUAAUAAUGGCAUUUCAUAAUGAACAUCUCAGCGUUUUGCUAAGAUCGUUAACAAGCAUCAUUAAUCGCUCUCCUCGCGAGUUACUCAAGCAAAUUGUCCUCGUGGAUGAUGGCAGUAAUUUACCGGAUUUGGGGAAAAAACUUAAGGACUUUGUGGCGAUGAACUUUCCCAAAAUAGUUGAGAUAGUCAGACUUAAAGAGCAUCGUGGUCUUAUUAAAGCAAAAGUGGAAGGAGCCAAAAGAGCCACCAGCCAAGUUUUAAUCUUUCUAGAUUCCCACAUCGAAGUGAAUAUCAAUUGGCUACCUCCCCUGCUAGAACCCAUAGUUGUAAAUCGGAAAAUAGUUACCGGUCCCAUUUCGGAUGUAAUAUUGCACAAAACAUUCGCUUAUAUGAAGUAUAAUGCAUUAACCCGUUCUGGAUUUAAUUGGUUGCUUGAGAUUAAGGAAUUGCCGCCUUUUUACGAUGAAGUAGAACUUCUUUCCAGGCCGUAUCGCACACCUCUUUUAGUAGGUCCUUUGGCGAUUGACAGAAACUAUUUUUGGGAACUGGGAGGUUAUGAUGAAGAGCUGAAACUCGUGGGCGGCGAGCAGUUCGAGAUGAGCUUCAAGGUUUGGAUGUGUGGCGGAAUGUUGCUAUAUGUUCCCUGCUCCCGAGUGGGACAAUUAAACAAAGAACCCAAGACGAGUACAAGGGAUAACGAUUUAGUGGCCAGGAACUUCAAACGAGUAGCUGAAGUGUGGAUGGAUGAGUAUAGAAAAUACGUUUACGACUCGAAUCCAGAACUCUAUAAAAACACGCACCCAGGAUCUCUUAACCAUUUGAAAACCCUAAGAACAUCGCUUAAGUGCAAAUCUUUCGACUGGUACAUGAACUAUGUGGCUGCGGAUUUUCUGAAAGCAUUUCCUCCCGAGGAUCCUUCGCAUAUUUUAUCGGGUUCGAUUGAAAGCGUGGCUUUUCCUGGAUUCUGCGUGGACUCCCUGCAUCAGAAGCACAUGAAACCAGUGGUUCUAUCCCGCUGCACUGGAAAUAAAACGGAACCCGGUGAAUCUCAAAACUGGUUUCUAACGGAGGACCAUGAGAUUCGACUGACAACGAGUGAAGAUGAUUGCCUGGAAGCGCAGGGACUUAAGUCUAAGUCAGUGUGGCUCUUUCGCUGCCAUGGAGACGCUGGAAAUCAGUCCUGGUUCUACAAUCGCCGGCAUCAGUGGAUCCAACAGGGCCAAAUGUGGGUCUGGUGCCUCGAAGCUCAUUUGAACAAGGGCAAAGAAUUUGGCAAGGUGUUGUCUAAUAAUAAAUGCGACAAAAAUAAGAAGAGUCAGCAGUGGAAGUUUGGAGAAGUGCAAUGA